Molecule: messenger RNA, 556 nt
Organism: Nelumbo nucifera (sacred lotus)
Lineage: Eukaryota; Viridiplantae; Streptophyta; Magnoliopsida; Proteales; Nelumbonaceae
Product: acyl-CoA-binding protein-like
Biological process (GO): fatty acid metabolic process
Molecular function (GO): fatty-acyl-CoA binding
Source: RefSeq, a predicted model, not a curated record
UACCUCCCCCUGUUUCAGUGCUUCGACACACAGAGUAGAGCACGCAUCUCCGAUCUCUUGCCUUCGAAUACGAGUGAAGCAGAAAGAAGGACGAGAUGGGUAUGAAGGAGGAAUUUGAAGAGUAUGCUGAGAAGGCAAAGACCCUCCCAGAGACUACAACAAAUGAAAGCAAGCUCAUUCUUUAUGGGCUGUAUAAGCAAGCAACUGUUGGACCUGUGAACACCAGCCGCCCUGGUAUGUUUAACAUGAGGGAUAGGGCAAAGUGGGAUGCUUGGAAGGCAGUUGAAGGAAAAUCUCAGGAGGAAGCAAUGGGUGACUACAUCACCAAGGUCAAGCAAUUGCAGGAAGAAGCUGCUGCCUCUGCUUAGUAUUUUGUCCGACUAUCUUGAGCUUGAAAUGAGGAAUCAUAUGUAGCUUUUAACUAGAAAACAUGUUUAGUUGGUUUAUCAGGUAACUGUAGUUGAACAUUGCUUUGCCAAAUGGAAUGUCCACUCUGCUUGGUUGUAUGGUUUUUCUUCUUAUAUUAUGUUGCUGCAAAAUGCAUGCAAGUUACUUU